Messenger RNA from Acomys russatus (golden spiny mouse), 1346 nucleotides. It is a transcript of the gene Pgam5, whose product is annotated as PGAM family member 5, mitochondrial serine/threonine protein phosphatase. NCBI's taxonomy places the organism in Eukaryota, Metazoa, Chordata, Mammalia, Rodentia, Muridae. The coding region runs from base 60 to 926 and encodes 288 amino acids. Gene Ontology annotation, cellular component: mitochondrion. The transcript is spliced from 6 exons. The record is from RefSeq and is a predicted model, not a curated record. Gene Ontology annotation, biological process: positive regulation of mitochondrial fission.
GCGGGCGCGCACGGAAGCGUGUCCCUGGCGUCCUGCCGUCGGGCUGCGAGAUUUGCGGCAUGGCUUUCCGGCAGGCGCUUCAGCUGGCGGCUUGCGGUCUGGCCGGUGGCUCGGCCGCUGUUCUCUUCUCGGCGGUAGCGGUGGGGAAGCCGCGAGGCGGUGGGGAUGCCGACACGCGCGCCGCCGAGCCGCCGGCCUGGACAGCCGCGCGUCCGGGUCCCGGCGUCUGGGACUCCAACUGGGACAGGCGAGAGCCACUGUCCCUCAUUAACCUGAAGAAAAGGAACGUGGAAUCGGGAGAAGAAGAACUGGCAUCCAGGCUGGACCACUACAAGGCAAAAGCUACAAGGCACAUAUUCCUCAUCCGGCAUUCCCAGUACAAUGUGGAUGGCUCCCUGGAAAAGGACCGCACUCUGACCCCGUUAGGUCGGGAACAGGCUGAACUCACGGGGCUCCGACUUGCAAGCCUGGGAUUAAAGUUUAAUAAAAUUGUCCAUUCCUCCAUGACCCGUGCAGUAGAGACCACAGACAUCAUUAGUAAGCACUUGCCAGGAGUCUCCAGAGUCAGCACAGACCUGCUGCGGGAAGGUGCCCCUAUUGAACCGGACCCACCUGUCUCUCACUGGAAGCCAGAGGCUGUGCAGUAUUAUGAAGACGGAGCUCGGAUUGAGGCUGCCUUCAGGAAUUACAUCCACCGAGCUGAUGCCAAGCAGGAGGAGGACAGCUAUGAGAUCUUCAUAUGCCACGCCAAUGUCAUCCGCUAUAUCGUUUGCAGAGCACUGCAGUUUCCCCCGGAAGGUUGGCUCCGCCUGUCCCUCAACAAUGGCAGUAUCACUCACUUGGUGAUCCGACCCAAUGGCCGUGUCGCACUCAGGACCCUUGGGGACACAGGGUUCAUGCCCCCAGACAAGAUUACCCGUUCCUGAGGCCGACUGCAGGGCUGCACCCUCUCCUCUGCGGGUGGCCUGGCUGCAGCCUUCCCUUCCUCAUCUUCCCUGUGGCUUCACGUUGUCUCCUGGAAGAAGGUGUCUCAAAUGGUGCAUCUGGGUGCUUCUCUCUGGCCCAGGCUGAGGAAGGCAGUGAGUGGGUUAGACGGCCUUUCUGAAAGCUUCUACUUGACCACUAUCACAGCCCUGUGAGGUGUGACAGGAACCUUCGCAGACAGAAGGCAGGUUUGUCACGGGUACUGAACUGGUCUGGCUGUGCUGUAUCAGGCGAUUACAGCAAUCGACUGAACAACUCAUAAACCUCUGGCAGAAAUCUGCCGGGUAGUAGGGUGGUUGUUUACACUUGAUGAUUUCAUAUACUCCAAUCUAGGAACUUUUGUUGUUUAAAUAUUUAUCAAA